AUCAUCAUGGUUCCUUCAGUCUGAAGUGACUUCCUCAAUAGCUCAGCCAAGAGCAGCAGCCAGAUAUAUCACACCAGUUCUCUGCCGCCGAGUGGAAGUGAAGCACGAUGAAGUGGAUUGUUGUGUUUCUCCUUCUGUUAGAUCCAGUUGCACUUGUUGAAGGAAAACUGUGGGUGACAGAGUUCGGUCAGUUCACGCUCAGACUGGACUUCCCCUCGUCGUUCAGCGGUCUGACCAAGUCCUGUGGAAGACUCUUUCCUGUUCUGUACCUCCCGCUGCUGGACAGUUCUGGUUUCACUCAUGACACCCUGAGAGGCAGGGUGACCCAGACUGAGACGGCCACCUCCAUCGAAUUCAAAAUAUCUCACGCGCGCCUUCAGGACACCGGCUACUACAGGUGUUAUGUGCAUACGCUCUACCAAGACUACCACGUCAGAGUGAUCGCGUCUCCGUAUCAUCGGAACCCUGCUCAAAAAACAGCCGUCCCGGUCAGCUUCACGGAGCCAGCUCAGGCUCACGAAGACCACAGCUCCAGAGUGGGCUGGAGUCCUCACUGGACCCUGGUGGCCGUCGUGUCUGUCGCUGUGACCCUCGUGGCGGUGUCUCUGGGCUCCGUAGUUUGCGUCCUCGCCAGGAGGAGGAGGCGCUCAAAGGAAGGUGGUGACUAUCCUCGCACGACAUCGCGGAUGUUUCUUCAGAGUGUGAUUUUUUCAUCAGCUGUGGACACCCCCAAGGCAGGUGCAGCAGUGACCCACUCACUCACUUCCUCUUCACUGACCAAUCCGGUCUCUGUCCAGGACACUCCAGCAGUAGUCUACGCCACCGUGGACUUCAAGCCCAAACAGCCAGAGCUACACCCAGAUUUGAGGACUGAAGACGAAAGCUGUGAGUCCUGGCUGGGCGAGCGGGACGUGGCGGAGUACUCCACUGUGGCGGUCCACCACAGACAGACGACGAACUGCUGAAUCGCACUCAUCCUUCCCUUUUCUUUUGUUCUAAAAAUUGAUGUUUGAAAUGACCACUUCCUUCAGGCCAGUGUGACCACAGGGCUGUCACCUGAGCUGCCUCUCUUACUUUGUUGACAAAGCUGUAUCACAUGGAGCAAAAAUAAAGACAUCAAUCUACAUAAAAUAAAUGUGUUUUGGCACAGC
Molecule: messenger RNA, 1151 nt
Organism: Synchiropus splendidus (mandarinfish)
Lineage: Eukaryota; Metazoa; Chordata; Actinopteri; Syngnathiformes; Callionymidae
Exons: 4
Coding region: 108-965 (285 amino acids)
Source: RefSeq, a predicted model, not a curated record